AGAAGUUUGCAAGUCUGAGUAAAAAAUUGCCUGUUUUCCAUUUAUGUCCAUCUGUUGCAUUGGGAAAAGCGGAUUCUGGUUCUUCUGACUUCAAAAGAAAGUUGUUUUCCAGCAUGUCGGCGAAUAGUUUGUCGUACAAUGAUCAGGGAGGAGCGGAGAGUGCUGUGGAAGUGGGGCAGGAGACCACCCCAACCACAUCAUCCAGCGGAGCAGGCUUCGGCCUUUUCAGCUCUGACUAUAAAAAGAACGAUGAUCUCAAAGAGAUGCUGGAGAGCAGCAAAGAAUCACUGAAGCUGGAGGCCAUGAAAAGGAUAGUGGGGCUGAUUGCAAAAGGAAAGAAUGCAUCGGAACUCUUCCCAGCCGUCGUCAAGAACGUCGCCAGCAAAAACAUUGAGUUAAAGAAACUGGUGUAUGUGUACCUGGUCAGGUAUGCAGAAGAGCAACAAGAUCUGGCCCUCCUGUCCAUCAGCACCUUCCAGCGAGCUCUAAAGGAUCCCAAUCAGCUGAUCAGAGCCAGUGCCUUAAGAGUUCUCUCCAGUAUCCGUGUGCCCAUUAUCGUCCCCAUCAUGAUGCUGGCCAUUAAAGAAGCCGCCACUGACCUGUCCCCUUACGUCCGCAAAACCGCUGCUCACGCCAUCCAAAAACUCUACAGCCUUGACCCAGACCAGAAAGACCAUCUGAUUGAAGUGAUUGAGAAACUGCUGAAAGACAAAAGCACCCUGGUGGCGGGGAGUGUUGUGAUGGCUUUUGAGGAGGUUUGUCCAGACCGGAUUGAUCUCAUCCAUAAGAACUACCGUAAGCUGUGUAAUCUACUGGUGGAUGUGGAGGAAUGGGGACAAGUGGUCAUUAUCAACAUGCUGACACGCUACGCCAGGACCCAGUUCAUCAGCCCAUGGAAAGAGGACAAUGUGUAUGAGGAGAACAGUGAGAAGGCCUUUUAUGAGUCUGAUGAGGAGAAAAAAGAAGUGAGUCAGUCAAAGCCCUACAUAAUGGACCCGGACCACAGGUUACUGCUGAGGAACACCAAACCACUGCUACAGAGCAGGAACACGGCUGUGGUUAUGUCUGUGGCUCAACUUUAUUGGCAUUUGGCCCCUAAACAUGAAGUUAGCAUUGUCACCAAGUCUCUGGUGCGACUGCUAAGGAGCCACAGGGAAGUGCAAUACAUAGUUUUACAGAACAUUGCCACCAUGUCCAUUCAGAGAAAGGGCAUGUUUGAGCCCUACAUGAAGAGUUUCUAUGUGAGAUCCACAGAUGCCACACAUAUCAAGAUCCUCAAGCUGGAGAUCUUGACUAACUUGGCCAAUGAUGCCAACAUUUCCACCAUCCUAAGAGAGUUUCAGACCUAUGUAAAGAGUCAGGAUAAGGCAUUUGCGGCUGCCACCAUCCAGGCCAUAGGCAGAUGUGCCACACACAUCUCUGAGGUGACGGAUACCUGUCUGAACGGCCUGGUGCUACUGCUGUCCAACAGAGACGAGACAGUUGUGGCGGAGAGUGUGGUUGUGAUUAAGAAACUCCUCCAGACACAACCCUCACAACACAGUGAAAUCAUCAAACAUAUGGCCAAACUGUUUGACAACAUCACGGUUUCCAUGGCGAGAGCCAGCAUCCUGUGGCUGAUUGGAGAAUAUUGCGAACGUGUCCCUAAAAUUGCUCCGGAUGUUCUAAGGAAAAUGGCAAAGACUUUCACCUCUGAAGAGGACAUUGUCAAACUGCAGACAGUCAACCUGGCAGCCAAGUUAUACCUGACCAACUCCAAACAGACUAAGUUGCUGACACAGUAUAUUCUGAACCUGGGGAAGUAUGAUCAGAACUAUGACAUCAGAGACCGGACUCGGUUCAUCAGGCAGCUUAUUGUGCCCAAUGAGAAGAGUGGAGCACUCAGCAAAUAUGCCCGUCGCAUCCUGCUUGCCCCCAAACCUGCUCCUGUACUCGAAUCCGCCUUCAAAGACAGGGAUCGUUUCCAGCUUGGCACCCUGUCCCACACACUGAAUGUUAAAGCCACUGGGUACCUGGAGCUCUCUGAUUGGCCAGAAGUGGCUCCUGACCAAUCAGUGAGAAACGUGGAGGUGGUUGAGCCAGUAAAAGAGUGGACUGAAACGCUGGGGAAGGCCAAACCCGCUAAAUCAGAUGACAAAUUCUACUCCGAUUCAGGGGAGGAGGAAGAGGAGGAGGAGGAGGAAGGCUCAUCCAGCAGCGAGGACAGCAGCAGCAGCAGCAGUGAAGAGUCAGACAGCGACGAAGAGAGCGAGGAAAAGAGCGGAAGCCAGAGUGACGAUGAUUCUGACAAGAGCUCCAGCCAAUCAGAGAAGAGCUCCAGUGAGUCUGACUCUGACAAGAAAAAGCAGAAAACGCUGAAGAACAAAAAACUUCAGCAGAAGAAGAAACCCAUACCAUCUAAGAAAGACAGUGACUCAGAGGAAGGGGACAAUGGUAAAGGUGCUGAAUCGGAAAGCAGUUCCCCCGGAGAGAGCUCAUCUGGGUCGGAAUCCGACUCUGAAUCAGAACCGGACACAGACUCCGAUUCUGGCACCGAACAGAAGAAGACAGUCAAGACUAAACCUGUGAAAAAGGUAGAGGAGAAGCCUCAGAAGGAGAUUUCUCUGCUGGAUCUAGAUGACUUCUCUCCAGCGCCUGUGACUGCACCCAAGACUUCAAUCCUGUCUCCCAGCCUACUAUCUGAUCUGGAUGGGCUAUCUCUCUCCAACACCUCACCAACCAUACAGGUCAGUUCUCCAGUGUUUGUCCCAGUGAAAUCUCAUGAACUGCUCCACCGCAUGACCGGUAAAGGGCUGACGGCACAGUACCAUUUCCCCCGGCAACCCUGUAUCUAUGGCAACAGCAUGGUCUCCGUCCAGCUCACACUGACCAACAACGCUGACCACGCGCUGGAAGACAUUCACAUCACAGAGAAGACGACCACCGGUCAAAAAAUCCACCGCUUCAACCCCGUUGAGCGACUGGAGCCAGAGGCGUCCAUCACUGUGUCCAUGGGCAUUGACUUCAAUGACUCCACACAAGCUGCCAGUUUCCAGCUCUGUACUAAAGAAGACCAGUUUAGUGUAUCCAUUCAUCCUGCAGUGGGGGAGCUAUUUCUACCCGUCACCAUGAGUGAAAAGGACUUCAGCAAUGAACAAGGAAAACUUUUGGGCAUGAAUGAGUCCUCAGCAACUAUCACCAUGGGACCGGAGACCCUCUCAAGUCAGCCAGUCAGCAAGAAGGUGGUAUCUGUUGCUAACAUGGGUGUGGUCCCAUCUAGCAGUGACAACACACACAGGUUUGCAGCCAAGACAACCAGUUCCGGUACCUUGGUGUUGGUCUCAGUAGUGCUGAAGGACGAUGAUACGGCCCAACUCACCGUAAACACAGAAAAGACCGUCAUUGGCUCCAUGUUGCUGCGCGACCUCAAAACCGCCCUGACUCAGGCGUAGGACACCCCCCUCCCUCCCCAGGUCUUUUAAUGCAAGCAAAAUCAUCGUGAGACAAUUUUGAGAAACAGAGAGAGUGAAUUGAUGGUACAUAUUGUAUUCUUACCCUACUGACAGCUAACAGACACCCACUCAUUUAAAAGGAACACUGACAGAAAGUUUAGAAAGUCAAUACUGAGAGGAGAAGAUCUGUAACUCUUGCUGUUCUGUUUGAGGUUGAGCACAGUAAUAAAUUCUAGUUUCCUUGAUAUGUUUUUACCCUGACACAGAAUGUGUGAAACAGAAAAGAUAUAUCAAAGUGCUAUACUGUGAACUUUUACUCUCAUUUUGCCCUUUUAGUAUUUACUGUCAUUGAUUUGUAACUUGUUACAAAGGUGUUUUUUUUGGGGGGGUUUGGUUUGGUUUGUUUUUUUUUAAUUCCCCUAUUACCAUCGACCUACAGACUACAGCUGCAGUUCUGUACUCACCUGUAGUUCUUUAGCCUUGCACUUAAACAGUGUACUGUACUAAAAAUUCGUAUAUUAAUUGUACAGUUUCGGAGACAAUAUGUUUUUCUGCAGCGGUGAUAUUCAUGAGCACAUACCUUUUUCUGUUAGCUUGGAUUUGCCUGUGCUUGGAUUUGCCCGUGGCAAACUGUCCACAUUAGCAAACAGGCAAAAUAAGGUAGUGUGCAGUUGACAUUCUGAGCCCCACAGCUGUAGCAGUGGCCACGUCACCAGUCCCAUUCCAUUUACAUUAACAAUUGAAACCAAAUGUUCUGUUUGAAUCACUGAAAUUAUUGAAACUGAUGAAAAGCUAACAUGCCAUGAAUGUCCGCCAUGUCGGAGAAAAACCUGUUCUCGAGUCUUGUUCUUGUCAUUUGCGUCACUUUAAUGUUCCUGCUCAAGUAAUGACAUUGAGGGUCUAGAUAGAAACCUUUGAAUCACUUCAUGGCCAGGGAAAGAAUAAAACAAUUAGGUUUGUUCUUUCCGACCUUAAAAACAUUGCCACAGUAGUCUUCUCCUCUCAGUGAUGGAUCACCACCUACUGCAGGUUCAUUCCAAACCCUGAGUCUUUUAUACCAGUGAAAAAAUCCAUGUGAAGUGCCUUUCUGAAAUGUGUAAAAAAAAAAAAAAUGGAGUAUCAAAAAGAAACACAAGCAGUGAUGCAUUGAUGUCUGUAUAAGUUGUCAUACACAAGAGAAACUGAA
This is a messenger RNA of Chanos chanos (milkfish), 4617 nucleotides long. RefSeq names its product adaptor related protein complex 3 subunit beta 1a (gene ap3b1a). Gene Ontology annotation, biological process: vesicle-mediated transport; intracellular protein transport. Bases 114 to 3431 code for a protein of 1105 amino acids. The record is from RefSeq and is a predicted model, not a curated record. Lineage: Eukaryota; Metazoa; Chordata; Actinopteri; Gonorynchiformes; Chanidae. Gene Ontology annotation, cellular component: clathrin adaptor complex; membrane coat; AP-3 adaptor complex. The transcript has 27 exons.